ACCGAUUACAGCAAAUAAUUCAGUAAGGGUGUGAUUUGUGGUAGUAGAACAGCGUCACAAAAUGUUUGAAAUUACAGACACACAAAAAAUCGGAGUCGGUUUGGCUGGCUUCGGUAUAACGUUUCUGUUCUUGGGGACGCUUUUACUGUUCGAUAAAGGACUGCUAGCGAUAGGAAAUAUACUGUUCGUGUGCGGUUUAGCCUGCGUUAUUGGACUCGAGCGAACGUUUCGGUUUUUCUUCCAAAAGCAUAAAAUGAAGGCUUCGAUUGCGUUCUUCGGUGGCAUUGCGAUCGUAUUGCUCGGCUACCCAUUGAUUGGAAUGCUGAUCGAAAUGUACGGUUUCAUACUGCUCUUCAGCGGGUUCUUCCCGGUGGCCAUAAACUUUUUGCGACGGGUACCAGUGUUGGGCAACAUUCUCAAUAUGCCCGGCAUUAGUAGGACCAUCGACUGGUUGGCCGGCGAAUCGGACAGAACAACGGUAUGAUAGGAAUAAGCAAAAACCUUCC
Messenger RNA from Anopheles maculipalpis, 506 nucleotides. Its product is annotated as vesicle transport protein GOT1B. The record is from RefSeq and is a predicted model, not a curated record. Bases 62 to 484 code for a protein of 140 amino acids. Lineage: Eukaryota; Metazoa; Arthropoda; Insecta; Diptera; Culicidae. The transcript is spliced from 3 exons. Gene Ontology annotation, biological process: retrograde transport, endosome to Golgi; endoplasmic reticulum to Golgi vesicle-mediated transport. Gene Ontology annotation, cellular component: endoplasmic reticulum; membrane.